This is a messenger RNA of Sesamum indicum (sesame), 1360 nucleotides long. RefSeq lists its product as uncharacterized. Gene Ontology annotation, biological process: response to ethylene; response to gibberellin. The record is from RefSeq and is a predicted model, not a curated record. Gene Ontology annotation, molecular function: zinc ion binding; DNA binding. Lineage: Eukaryota; Viridiplantae; Streptophyta; Magnoliopsida; Lamiales; Pedaliaceae.
UCCUCCAGGCAUGUUCUUCGUCUCUACACAUCAGAAUCAGCGUCUGUUUCUCUUUCUAAAUCUAUCUGUCAAUCUAUACGUAUAGAGAGAGAAAGCAACGUUCAUACAGAGACAGAUCCGAGAAGAUGCCUAACGAGUGUGGGAGGAAGUGUUCCCAUUGCGGGCACAACGGCCACAACUCCAGGACGUGCAGCAAAGGGUGCACCGGGUUCAAGUUGUUCGGCGUGAAGAUUGCAGUUUCGGCAGCCGACAACAGCGGGGAUUCCAGCAUCAGAAAGAGCAAGAGUCUGGGAAAUCUCCAGGCGUGCAACCCUGAGAAUGCGACGGGCGAGGGUUCCGGAUACCUUUCUGAUGGAUUGGUUAACCAAUCCUCCAAAUCCCAUGAGAGAAAGAAAGGCAAGCCUUGGUCUGAGGAUGAGCACAGAUCAUUCUUGGUGGGGUUGGAGAAGCUUGGGAAAGGCGACUGGAAAGGAAUCGCAAGCAAUUUUGUUCCGUCAAGGAACUCUUCUCAAGUUGCUAGUCAUGCACAGAAGUAUUUCAUCCGAAUGGCUGCAACCGAAAGGAAAAGACGCCGUGCAAGUGUUUUCGACAUUCCUCUCAACAACCAUACGAAUCGACCAUCCCAAGUCACUCUAGGUUCACAGUCUAAUAGGCCACCUGAACAAGGUUCACAUAUAGCAGUUAAUACUUCAAAGAAAACUGGUGAAGUGAAAGGACAGGCUAGCAUGGUUGCUCCUGGUGCCACUUCCGAACGCCCCCCUCUUUCACCGAUGAAAAGACGUGGAAUACCUGACUUCUGUAAUGUCCUAUACACGCCGCGAGUGUCGAGCUUUGCUCAAGGAUUUCCAGCACAAGUUGUUGUGCCUACGGUUUCUUGGGUUCCGGUGGUGAAUUUCUCGAGCCAGAGUAGUAACGUUUAUCUAUCCAACGGUCGUGGGGCUUUACCGACCUGUGGGACUAAUUUAGUGCCUCAGCCGGCAUCAAUGGCUGCGUUGCGGCAGCUGCAACCAUCCCAAGCUGCAGGCGCUGCUGCACCGACGUCUCAUAAGGAUGAGCUGAACCUCAACAUUAGGAAGUUAACGUUGUGAUGUACCUGUAUUGGUAAACGUAUGUACGUAAUGGCAGAAAAAAAACCGGGAGAUGGGAACUCUUUUCCUGUUUUUGUGUGUGUGUAUCAUCAGUAGUCCAUUUUCUUAGUCUUUGUUAGUUAUUGCUAUGUGUGUUUGCUUCACAAUUAAAACAAACCUGUUGCCGAGAUUGCUGUCAGUUUCUGGUUUGAUUGAUAUCCUGGUAAACUGCAGAAUGUUUGUCUGUCUGUAAUGGUAAGAUUUGGUUUUUGUAUGAAUUUCAAAAUUCUGUA